This is a messenger RNA of Phytophthora infestans T30-4, 802 nucleotides long. RefSeq lists its product as uncharacterized. Bases 98 to 202 code for a protein of 34 amino acids. The record is from RefSeq and is a predicted model, not a curated record. The transcript has 3 exons. NCBI's taxonomy places the organism in Eukaryota, Oomycota, Peronosporomycetes, Peronosporales, Peronosporaceae.
CACGUCCAGCGGGGUAGGAUCUGCGGGCUACAGAGCCUGUGCGUCGAUCGAGCGGGGGGGGGCAACCACGGGUAAUAGUUUCAUAUGGCUCCAACACAUGCUCGAACGAAACUUCCGGCGCAAGAGUAAGGGCGAGCUGAACAACAUUUUGCCACACUUGGCAUCGAGAAGGACAACGACAGCGAUGAAGACUUCGCUCUAAAAAGAAGCGACGACGAAGACGAAGAGGGGAACCUUGACGAUUCCGAUCCUGAUCCAGGCAAUAUCUCUUACAAAAUACUCCCUGUUGUAUUAUAUUAGCUCUAGACGCUCGAUGACUGCCAUGACAAACACAGAGAGAAGCAACAAGAAAAAUGCAAACUUGCGAAACUGCGAAAGCAUCCAGCCGUUUCAGAAAAAAGCAAUGAGAGUGUCAAGAAACGGCGCUUUUCGCCGCACGAGGUGUUGCUCUUGCAGAAAAAAACACAAGGGGGAGAGUCGCGCGAUUCCCUGCGCGGCGAUGUCGUCGAUGACAGUGGUGGAGCAAAUACCUGAGCACGUGGAAUACACGCCUCGGAACCGCACAAGCAAGCAUGUCGAGGAGCUUGAGGGGGCAGCGGUCAGUUGUGAUAAAGUUGUGAACGUCGUGGUUCCUUUUCCUGCUGCGGAGAUUUCGAGCUGGGAAGAAUUUAACAACGUUUUCAGUGAUUACAAGAGGAAAAAUCAUCUCAACUUUCGUGUGCGCAGCUGUGAAACGACUGUGGUGUACAAUAGGUAUGCACUAAUUGAUAGUAUUUGCGGUAAUUAAUUAUAUUUAUCUUUG